AUGUGGGAGGAACAAGCGAAACACGGUGUAGAUCCAGAUGGUGCUAGAUUCUUGCGAAAGUUGUGGUGGUUUGAAGAGGAAGAGGGUGCGGAUAUCCCCUCGUUGAACAUAAAGUUUACAGACAUCCCUGGUUUUCGAGAGACUAAGCCACCUCACAAUAUAGACUCUGGUUUGAAUCCAACCAAUACUUUCUUCCUCCUAGUCAACGAAGAGGACAUUGCGUCUGUUUUAGAAGGUCCAGCGAAGGGCGAUAUUCCAUUUGUCUAUGCUGUAGACACUCGUUUUUGGGCCCCGAAUGAGGAUUAUACAGAUCAAGAUGGGAUCGAGGAUGAAGAGGACGAGGAUUUAAAAGGGAUACCUGAAAGGAGCCGUGGAAAUAUUAAAGGAAAUUUGGUAUUGCGUUUCCACAGGAAAUGUUGGCAUAGAGGAGGUGGGACCCUCAGACCAUGUGAGAAAGAUAAUCUUCACCGAACGGAUUCUAUGAAAGAGAUUUUGAUGUGGCUAUCAUUACCGUGGCGAAAUCUGAUCGUUUUAGGGGCAAGUUUUCACUUUGUGGUUAGUUCUUAA
Molecule: messenger RNA, 567 nt
Organism: Botrytis fragariae
Lineage: Eukaryota; Fungi; Ascomycota; Leotiomycetes; Helotiales; Sclerotiniaceae
Exons: 2
Coding region: 1-567 (188 amino acids)
Source: RefSeq, a predicted model, not a curated record